AUGGCUUCCUUCGCCGCCCAGUUCCAGGCCUCCUCCCUGGCCGUCCCCGCCUGCGUCGUCCUAAUCGCCUUCCUAACCUCGGCGCAAUACCUCUACGAAGUCAUUGAGCCGUACCCGCUCUCACCACGGCAAAACGUCGUAUUGAACGGAUUGAUCGCGUGUACCGUGGUCAGCUUCGCGCGCGCAUGCCGCACCGACCCAGGCCGCGUGCCGAAAGACUGGACGCCGCAGCCCGUCGCGGUGCACGGCGAGACAUGGCGGACGUCGGAGCCGGACAGGAUACCCAAGGACAGGCAGCGGUGGUGCUCCAAGUGCGAGGCCCCGAAGCCUCCGCGCGCCCACCACUGCAAGACGUGCAAGAGAUGCAUCCCCAAGAUGGACCACCAUUGCCCGUGGCUGGCCAAUUGCGUCUCCCAUACUACCUAUCCGCAUUUCAUCCGCGUCAUCUGCUACGCGACGGCCGCUUCAGCGUACAAUGAACACCUCUUGUGGAUGCGAGCGGUUGUCAUAUGGAACAAUAGAUACCUACCGAGCUAUCUUGGACCGACGACCUUUCAGCUGGCCCAUCUGUUUUCGCUUCUCGUGGUCAACACGCUUGCCUUCUUCGCUGUCAGCAUCAUGACGCUGCGGUACCUUAAAAUGUUCGGCGAGAACAUGACGACGAUCGAAUACUGGGAGAUUGAACGCCAUGAAACCCUGCUCCGGCGCGCCAAGUACCUAGGCGGCUUCCUCGACAAGCCCGACGGCACCAGGGUCCGCAUAAAGAAGCAGGAGUUUCCCUACGACAUCGGCAUCUGGCAAAACAUGAAGCAGGCCAUGGGCACGGGCAACGUCCUGGCGUGGCUAUGGCCCUUUUCCGCCACGCCCCCGAACCACACCGGCCUCAACUUCGAGGUCAACGGCUUCGAGGACCCGUCCGUCGUCUGGCCCCCGCCGGACCCUGACCGCAUGCCCCGCGUCCGCAGGCAGUUCCUUCCGGAAGACGCCUUUACCCACGGACGCCCGGACGCCAGCGGCGGGGAGAGCAUCGACGUGGACGCGUUUAGGAAGAGACAGGAGGAAGACCUUAAGCGCUGGGGUGGCGGGCUGCAGAAAAGACAGCCGUUCCACAAGCGCUACGAGGCCGCAGAGCGCGAUGACGUGCCCUCCCGUGACGAGGGUGACGCGGGCGAGGAAGCCUGGAGGAACUCGGAGGGCGAGCGGCUGGGCGAUUUCGGCGUCGACGAGGACGCAGAGUUCUACGACGAGGAUGACGUGCCGCUGAGCGAGUUGAUCAGGAGGAAGAAGGAAGCAGCCAAGAGCGAGUGA
Aplosporella prunicola CBS 121167 is the source of this 1308-nucleotide messenger RNA. RefSeq lists its product as uncharacterized. Gene Ontology annotation, molecular function: protein-cysteine S-palmitoyltransferase activity. The transcript has 3 exons. Gene Ontology annotation, cellular component: endoplasmic reticulum; endoplasmic reticulum membrane; Golgi apparatus. Lineage: Eukaryota; Fungi; Ascomycota; Dothideomycetes; Botryosphaeriales; Aplosporellaceae. Gene Ontology annotation, biological process: protein targeting to membrane; peptidyl-L-cysteine S-palmitoylation. The coding region runs from base 1 to 1308 and encodes 435 amino acids. The record is from RefSeq and is a predicted model, not a curated record.